This is a messenger RNA of Erpetoichthys calabaricus (reedfish), 1889 nucleotides long. RefSeq names its product secernin 2 (gene scrn2). The record is from RefSeq and is a predicted model, not a curated record. NCBI's taxonomy places the organism in Eukaryota, Metazoa, Chordata, Cladistia, Polypteriformes, Polypteridae. Bases 103 to 1371 code for a protein of 422 amino acids. Gene Ontology annotation, biological process: proteolysis. Gene Ontology annotation, molecular function: dipeptidase activity; cysteine-type exopeptidase activity. The transcript is spliced from 8 exons.
GCUCGCAUUCGCUUGUCGUUUUUUGAUGCACGCAGAUUCUCGGCGGAAGCUCCAGUUUGUCAUUGACGUCGCAAGCCUUUUGCAGCGGUUCGGGCGCAAAGGAUGACCACUGAUAUUGAACCCUGUUCCUGUGAUUGCUUUGUGGCCCUCCCGCCUGGAUCGGCGGGCGACUACGUUAUUUUUGGGAAGAAUUCGGAUCGGCCAGAGGAUGAAGUUCAGGAGGUGGUUUAUUUUCCAGCUGCCUCUUAUGAGCCGGGGUCAACAGUCGAGUGCACCUACAUUGAAAUUGAGCAGGCUGAGACGACACAUGCAGUGAUCCUGAGUCGACCUUCUUGGCUCUGGGGGGCCGAGAUGGGAGCCAAUGAACAUGGUGUCUGUAUUGGGAAUGAAGCUGUCUGGACAAAAGUGCCUGUGGUGGAUGAGGAAGCCCUGCUUGGCAUGGAUCUGGUCAGGCUGGCCCUGGAGCGUGGAAGCUCUGCCAAGAAUGCUAUGGAUGUUAUUGUUAACCUCUUGCAACACUAUGGUCAAGGGGGCAAUUGUCGGGAAGUGAUGACCCCAUUCAGCUAUCACAAUACUUUUCUGCUAGUUGACCGUCGGGAGGCCUGGGUACUAGAGACUGCUGGACAUUUGUGGGCUGCACAGAAAAUUAAUGACGGUGUGAAGAACAUCUCGAACCAGCUGACAAUCAGGACUGAGAUUACCACUGAACACCCUGAGCUUCGGAGCUUUGCACAAAGCCAUGGCUGGUGGGAUGGGGAGGCAGAGUUCAGCUUCUCUCAGGUGUACUCGCCGGAGAACCCGCCAGCCAGGAUGGAGGCAGCCAAGAGACGCUACCAUGGAGGCCAGGAGUUGCUCAACAAACACUGUGGCUCCAUGACAUUGAAGACCAUGAUGGAGAUCUUGCGGGAUGAGGCUAGUGGAAUCUGCAUGGAUUCAGGUGGAUUUCGCACCACUGGCAGCAUGGUCUCCAUUCUGCCUCAGGACUCCUCUCAACCUUGUGUGCACUUCUUCACUGCUACCCCAAAUCCAUCCUGUUCUGUGUUUAAACCGUUUAUCUUUACGGAUUCACCAACUCCAGUCCUGCAAACCAUCUCUCCAAAGUAUGGAGCACAUGACCCAGUGAAGAAAAAGCCACGGUUCCAGAAUAGUGUGGACAGGCGUCAUGAGCUUUACCUAGCACAUCAGGCAGCGUUCAAAGGCUCAGAGCGUCGCCAGACUUUGCUCCGCACCUUGCAGCAGCUGGAAGAGCAGUGCGUGGAGGACAUCAUGCAGAUGCUGGCAAAGGGUGUCACCCCUGAGGGAGAGGAGGUGGCUGACCUUUUCUUUGAUUGUGUGGACACAGAGAUCAAGUUCUAUCAGUUAUACCAGUAGGUAACCUCAACACCAAUCUCUCCUUGAAGGUGAAGUCUUUGAAGUGGCGUUAUAGCAAAAUGUAGGACAAAAGGUGCCAAAGACGGUGUUUUAUUCCACAAAGAGUUAUUUAAUUCACAGUUGUUAACAAAUAUACUCCGUGCAGUCUUCAACAAGGUGUACAUUCUCACAAGCUAGCAACCUCAUGGUGGCCUGAUAUUUUAUUUUGCCUCAAUAGAGCCAACGUCUACGGGCGUUCUGAAUUCAGAAGUCUAGGUAUGAACCAGGCCUGGAUAUGGUGCUAGGUAAUCACAAAGCACACUUGACAUUCACCCUCACAUUCACACACUCCGGAGUCUCCAGUCAGUGGUAGCAUGUGCCUGAGCGUUGGCAAGAAGCUUAUGAGAACAUGUGAAGGAGCCUAUGGAGACCCAGGGAACACAAGUAAAGUCCACAAAGAAGACACUCCAGAUGGGAAUCAAACUGAACUGAAGUGAUCGGAUAUACCUGUGAACUUCCACAUUUUUUUGAAAUGUUUC